Messenger RNA from Paramormyrops kingsleyae, 3647 nucleotides. The record is from RefSeq and is a predicted model, not a curated record. Lineage: Eukaryota; Metazoa; Chordata; Actinopteri; Osteoglossiformes; Mormyridae.
AUUCAGAUUUCUUUUUAUUGUAAUGGAUUUCAAGCUACUUCCAUUUUAUUGCCGCCGACACAAAACGUGAUGAUGAUGACGAUGAUGCUGUUUCCAUAGAAACAGGGGAACAGAGGGGACAGGAGGACCGGGAAGACAGAAACGGUAACCCGCAAACGAAGCAGCAGACUUGUGCAAGGUUAAUGUUAAGUACAAUUUAUUUUGGAGGGAAGCAGGGAAGGACCGAAAGAACGAGGACAGAAGGCAUAAGAAAUAAAUAAAUGAAAAUGUCUGAAAGGAUUGUCUCCUGCAGAAAUGCUUAUGACACCUCUUCUCUUCUUCUACAGUACUGCAAUGAUGACAACCUGUCAGCGAGCAGCGUUGUAGACAUGGAGGACCGCCUGUGCUACUUGGAGCAACGUGUCCAGUUGCAGGAAGAUGAAAUCCAACUGCUGAAGACAGCGCUGGCAGAUGCGCUGCGUCGACUGUGCUGCUGCGAGGAGCAGGUUACCAAGAAGAAGGCAACAUCCACCAAGGUCCGUCAACUUUUACAAGCCUUACCUCCCAAGCCAUUCAGCAAUGGAUAUGUACAGCAGAAAAGGUUGGGGGGCUACCCUUCCUCACCAUCAUCACCAAAAAAGGAGGUUUCCCUGUCUAUCAAAAGAAAAAGUAUUUCCACGGAACGACUUUCCAGCAGUAGAAGAGAUUUAUCCUCUGACUCCCGGAGCAGGACAACUUCCUCCAGCAGUUCUUUCGGUAAAAGAGAGAGCAAAUCCAAAGAAUGCACCCUCAAUGCCGAGGAUGGCUAUGUGAAGAUGUUCCUCCGUGGGAGGCCCAUCACCAUGCAUAUGCCCAGUGGGCUGAGGGAGAACUACACUCUGGACAUGAAGCAGGAGCUGCCGGAGCAGAAGCUCAGGCUGGGCUGGGUGUUGGGGUACAGGGGCAGAGACUGCCGCAGCAAUCUGUAUCUGCUUCCCACGGGCGAGAUCGUGUACUUCACUGCCUCCGUGGUGGUGCUCUACAAUGUGGAAGAGCAGCAGCAGCGACAUUAUCUGGGUCACAAUGAUGACGUCAAGUGUUUGGGAGUCCAUCCAGACAUGGUUACCCUGGCAACUGGACAAGUAGCUGGGACUUCCAGUGACGGCAAGCAACUGCAUCCACAUAUCAGGGUGUGGGACUCGGUCAGCCUGAAUACCUUGCAUAUCAUUGGUGCUGGAGUGUUUGAUCGAGCCGUCACUUGUGUGGCCUUCUGCAAGUCGAAUGGUGGAGCCCAUCUGUGUGCGGUGGACGAUGCCAACGACCACAUCCUGUCUGUGUGGGACUGGCAGAAAGAGAAGCAACUUGCAGAUGUGAAGUGUUCCAAUGACUCCGUCCUGGCUGCUGCCUUCCACCCAACUGAGGCAAACAUGAUUGUCACUUGUGGAAAAUCCCACCUCAAUUUUUGGACCAUGGAAGGGAAGACACUUACAAAACGACAGGGCCUAUUUGAGAAAAAUGAGAAGCCAAAGUAUGUUCUGUGCCUAACCUUUGCGGAGAACGGCGAUGUCAUCACUGGGGACUCCAGCGGGAAUAUCUACAUCUGGGGAAAAGGUGGUUAUCGGAUUACUCAGGUGGUGUCAGGGGCCCACGAGGGAGGUAUUUUCGCCCUGUGCUUGUUGAAAGAUGGGACUCUGGUGUCUGGUGGUGGGAAGGACCGAAGAGUGGUACAGUGGAAUCAUGACUAUCGCAAGCAGAAUGAAGUAGAGGUACCCGAGAUGUUUGGCCCAGUUCGCUCCCUCGCGGAGGGGAAGCAAAACGGGCUGUUUGUGGGGACGACCCGCAAUGCCAUCCUUCAGGGCUCUUUCGCUGGAGAUCUAAGUCCCAUUGUCCAGGGGCACACUGAUGAACUCUGGGGUCUGGAUGUUCAUCCCACCAAGAACUGGUUUGUAACCUGUGGCCAGGACAAACUGGUGCAUGUCUGGGAUGCCACUACUCACCGGCCCCUGUGGAGCAAGUACAUCGAGGAUGCUGCCCGGUGUGCGGGUUUCCACCCCAGCGGUGAAGUUGUUGCAGUGGGCACCAUGACCGCAAGGUGGCUGGUCCUCGACACUGAAACUAGUGACCUCGUUUCCAUGCACACCGAUGGCAAUGAGAUCAUCUCCAAUGUCAAGUAUUCACCAGAUGGGAACUUCCUUGCAGUGGGAUCUCACGACAACUUUAUUUACAUCUAUGCGGUAACAGAAAAUGGAAGAAAGUAUAAACGAUUGAAGAAAUGUACGGGUCAUUCCAGCUUUGUGACCCACUUGGACUGGUCCAGUGACAGCCAGCACAUUGUCACCAACUCUGGCGAUUAUGAAAUCUUAUUCUGGGAAUCUGCAAGUAGCAAACAUGUGACGAGUGCAGACGCUUUCCGGAACCUGGACUGGGCCACCUCCACCUGUAUUCUGGGCUUCACUGUCUUUGGCAUCUGGCACGAUGGUGAAGAUGGCACUGACAUUAAUGCUGUGUGCAGGUCACCUGACAGCAAACUCCUGGCGACUGCCGAUGACUUCGGCAAAGUCAACUUGUUCUCUUACCCUUGUUCACAACCACGUGCACCUGCCCAUUCUUAUGGUGGACACAGCAGCCAUGUGACCAACGUUGCCUUUCUACUUGACAACAGUCAGCUGAUCUCUACUGGCGGAAAAGACACAAGCAUCCUGCAGUGGGCGAUCAGCUAAAGAGAACUUGGUGCAUUUCACUGAAGCCUUCUUUCCUCUAGCUGGCAGUACUGCUGUGCCUAAACCUGUUUCUUAACCUCAUUCUGCUGUCUGAGUGUACUGUACUGUACUAUGCUGAGUAGCCACUAGAUGGGGCUGUGGCAAAAAAGGAAAAGCAUGCGUAGAAGAAUAGUUAAUGCUGUUGGGAAAGAUAAAGAAGCUUCUGCUGUCAUUUCAAAAGUGUGUGAUUCUAUAUCUACAUAUAUACAUAUAUCUAUAUAUACAGUGCUGGUCAAAGGACUGGACACACCUACCCAUAGAGAGGUUUAUUUGUACUAUUCUCUACAUUUUAGAAUAAUUAUGAAGACAUCAAAAUUAUAAAAUAACAUGUGGAAUUAUGCACUGACCAAAAAAGCAUUUAAAAAAUUAUUUGGUGGGUGGAUCGGGCCGGUAUGUGGGUUGGAAUGUCGGCGGUUCAAAGCCCUGGGUUGAUCCCAUCAUGGGGCCCUUGAACAAGGACCCUAACCUCAAUUGCUCCAGGGACUGGCUGACGCUACUGUCUCCUCUACACCAGAUCCAUGAGGUGGCCUCCUGGGAUGCAUUUCCAGCUAUCCUGAAGGAGAUCCCACAUAUAUGUUGAGCUCUCAUUGGCCGCUUCUAUGGUCAAAUGCCUCCAAAACCAUCUCUACCGUGUUUAGGUCAGGUGGCCUGGUCAUGUGGUGUGACAGUAUCACUUUUCCUUGUAGGUGGCUUGGCGUGUCCAAACUUUUGCCUGGUACGGUGUGUGUAUAUAUAAAAUCAGUAUAAGUAGACCUGAAAUUUAAAUAUCUAAACUUGAUGUGAUGCACAGAACUGUAAUCCUUGAUCUUUUAACAUAAGUAUAGGAUUUGGUCCUUUUUUCUUAGAUUUUCUACCUGAAUAAACAUAUAUAAACUGUUUAAUUUCAAUGUUCAUGCAUUAAAAAUGCAAUAAAAUAAAAAGAACCAUGUA